Adineta ricciae is the source of this 2196-nucleotide messenger RNA. Lineage: Eukaryota; Metazoa; Rotifera; Eurotatoria; Adinetida; Adinetidae. The record is from the annotation of a GenBank genome assembly.
AUGAGUGACAAUCGCUUCACGUUUGCAGUGCAGCGUUUGCCAGGUGGGCCUUCCUAUGCUGAAUCGUUUCAAGACCAAGCUUCAGUUCGUUCAAAUUCGCGCAUCGGCGGUCAAAUAAAACGCAUCGCACCAGAUAUUAUCGAAGAUUUAUUACGUGGAAAAAAGAAUCCCGUUCAGUGUCUUAAUGAAUACUGUUCUAUGACUAAGAAAACCAUUGUAUACACAGAAACAGGUUCGGGAUAUCGCUACGCAAACUAUGCAACCAUCGACGAUGUACAAUUUCCUCAAGGUACAGGACGAAGUAAGAAAGAAGCAAAAAUUGCAGGUGCACGACGUGCGUUCGCCGCUCUUCUUGAUCUUGAUGAAGAAGCUUUCGAUACGAAAUUUGCAGGAAUGUCCGAUGUAAAAAUCGAUCGACACGGCCAUAAAAUUGUUGAAAACGGAUCGAAUAAUCCUGAACACCUUUACACAUCUACCAAUGUCGAAGAAUUAACACAAAAAUUGAAUGUUCUUGCAACUGAUCACGAGUUAUUGAAAUCCAAAGGUGUGGCACAUGCUCUCCAACGUGCUAAUACCGAUCGUGCCCUAUCACGAGCAUCCACACUCAAUAAUCCAUAUUCUCUUUCGAACAACAAUCAAGAAUUACCUAUAACGAUGUAUGGUCGAGAUUCUGUUUUAUCUGGUCGACCUCCAUCAUCAAUAAAUCAAUAUUCUGCAACUACGCCGAUGAGCACCUUCGGUGUGAAUGCAGGCUUGACAUCACAGAUUGAAAAUCCGAUUACGAAUUUACAAGAAUAUUGCAAAGCGAAUAUGCUUCCAAUCGACAUCAAAACUAAUGUUUGUGAACCUAAUCCGAACAAUCCGGAUCAAAGAAAAUUAUAUCGAUCAUGGGUAAUUCUGGACAAUGAAGACACGAAGAUCUCGGAUGUCUAUGCUUAUACAGCUAUCGACGCGAGACGACGCGCAGCUCAACGAGCGUUAGAAGCUCUCAUGAAAAAACAACCAUCCCACAUUAUAACAAGUAAACCAAUGGUAGCAUUGACCGAAUAUGAAGAAAUAUCGAAUACAGUAGCAGAUUUUAUUAAACAUAAUCGAGCGAAUGAUCAUUCAGAGAUGUUCGAUACCAUCCAUAAUCGAUUUUAUGCCGCUUUCGUCGUAAAGAAAACACAACGUGAUGCUGGACGUGUUGUUGCAUUUGGUAUCGGCAGUCGAUGUCCAGAACCGGACAGUGUCAGUGAGAUGGGUGAAUCAUUACUCGACUGUCAUGCUCUAUCUCUUGCACGACGAGCAUUCUUACAGUAUCUAUACGGAGACUUGAUCAAUUAUGCUAAUGGAAAUGCUAUUCGAUCGAUAUUGGAGACUAGCGAAAGAGAUUCAACGAAAACUCAAAUGAAAAGUCAUGUUUCUGUUCAUUUGCUGAUCUCCGGUGCGCCUAGCGGUGAUGGACGAGAAUUUUUACCAACGGAUUGUGAUGGGCCUAUGGCUCCUUAUGAUCUUGUACAAAUGAGAGCUGCUGGUCAUGCUCCAAUUUAUGAACAUCCAGAACACGGUCAUCUUCGAUAUAAACUAUCAGUUGGUAUGGAAACAAUUGAUGCUGAUCCUGUUCAACGUUUUGCUAUUAUGGCAUGUAGCGAUAAAAUUCUGAAAUGGAAUGUACUCGGUGUUCAAGGUGCACUCCUCUCUAAUCUCAUCGAACCAAUAAAACUUUCUUCAAUCACAUUUUUGAGUGGUUUCAAACAGUCUCACACUUCAAGAGCUGUCUGUUGUCGAUUGGAGAAAGCAAGUGAUCCUGUACGAGUACAUCACCCUAUGAUUGGUCGUGUCAAAUAUCCACUUGCUCAACCACAAGAAUUUGACUGCGAUUAUAGUUAUGCAUGGUCCAGCUCAUUUCAAGGCGAACUUAUUGACGCACGUAGUGGUCGACCUGUCACCGGGGGUACAAGUCUAGUAUCCAAAGUUGUUCUCUUAAGUGAAUAUCGUCAUGUAUGUCAACGUUUAAAAAUUCAACCGGUCACCUCGGAUAUGAGCUAUUAUAAUCUUAAACAAACAGCCAAAGAAUAUCAUCAGAAGAAACGUGCUAUGAUUGCCUAUCUCGAACAGAAGAAGUUUGGCUACUGGUCUCAUGAAAAAAAACAUCUCGAACAAUUCCGAUGGCAAUCAACUAUACCGCCCAUUCAACGUAAUAUAACAAUGUGA